Limulus polyphemus (Atlantic horseshoe crab) is the source of this 1467-nucleotide messenger RNA. Its product is annotated as nose resistant to fluoxetine protein 6-like. The coding region runs from base 1 to 1467 and encodes 488 amino acids. NCBI's taxonomy places the organism in Eukaryota, Metazoa, Arthropoda, Merostomata, Xiphosura, Limulidae. The transcript is spliced from 11 exons. Gene Ontology annotation, molecular function: acyltransferase activity, transferring groups other than amino-acyl groups. The record is from RefSeq and is a predicted model, not a curated record.
AUGAAUCUUGAAAAGAAUGGUAAACUGGUUCAGAAGUUUUUUUUAGCUUUUUCUCUCUAUUCGAACGGGAAGCAGCUCUUUGACCUAAAUCAACGUCCUGGUGAAAUAUCAGCCUUAAAUGGAAUUCGAUUUAUUACCUUGACGUGGAUAAUCCUGUGUCACACGUAUGCCUUUGCGCUCCUGGUUUCAUUUCGCGAUCUCUCGGACUUGCAAGAUUCAACUGAAGAUUUAGCUUUUGAAGUGAUAUUGAAUGGUUGGGUCAGUGUUGAUACCUUUUUCUUCCUCAGUGGACUCCUGGUGGCCUACAUUACAUUACGGCGACUUGAAAAGUCUAAAGGAAAAAUGAAUUUUGGACUGUAUUUGUUCCAUAGAUAUUGGAGACUAACUCCGACGUUGAUGUUGGUAAUUUCUAUACUGAUUUUAAUGGAAGGAUUGGGCUCUGGCCCCCUGUGGGACAUGCAAGUACGAAGUGAAGCUGAACGUUGCAGGAGCUCCUGGUGGGCAAAUCUUCUUUAUAUAAAUAACUGGAGAGACCAUAAAUACAGAUGUCUUCCACAUCUGUGGUAUAUCUCUGUGGACAUGCAGCUUUAUGUAAUAUCCUUGCUUAUCCUGAUUCCGCUGUUCUGGAAGCCCAUUGUUGGAUUUUUGGUGCUUUUUCUAAUGGUGCUUGGUUCAAACCUUGCUGUGGGUUUGCUAACAGCAUUCAACAACUACUUUCCAACCGUGUUACAUCUUGCUCCUGAUGCCAAAUUUAAUGAAGAAAUUGUAAUGGAUAUUUACUGGAAACCCUACACACAUAUGGGCCCAUACUGCGUUGGUAUAAUUGUAGCUUACUUAAUCCUACACUAUCGAGAUACCGUUAUAGAUCCGGCCUUGCAGGUAUUCUUGUGGAUCAUUGCUAUAACUUGCAACGUUUCAACUUUGUACGGAGCCUACGAGUUCAAUAGGGGAAACCUCCCUCCCGCCUGGGAAGCUGGCUUGUACGCUUCUCUCUAUCACACUGUAUGGGCUGUUGGACUGGGUUGGUUGACAUUUGCUUGUGCUACAGGCAGAGGAGGUUUGAUCAAUUCCUUCCUCUCGUGGAAAAUCUUCCUUCCUCUUGGUCGACUCACUUACUCGGCCUAUCUAUGCCAUUUUGUUAUCUUCUGGGUAAGGAACGGACUCCAACGUGAACGACGAAAUUUCAGCCAUUUUGAACAGUCUUUUGACUUCGCUGGCUACAUUACUAUGACAAUGUUCAUUGCACUCGGUGUUUAUUUGCUGUUCGAAGCUCCUUUUGGCGCCCUUGAGAAACUUAUGUUUCCUAGAGGGCGUCAAAACAAGGAUGACGUUAAAACCAAACAAGAUACAGAAACGUCCGCACCGACAUUCGGUCGCUGGAAGCAGUGCAGUUCAAAAACAGCGGUAGUCUUAAAACAGGUCAAUUUCAAAGAGAAUAUAUUCACUCUUCCAACAGAAAACACGUAA